Paramecium sonneborni is the source of this 780-nucleotide messenger RNA. NCBI's taxonomy places the organism in Eukaryota, Ciliophora, Oligohymenophorea, Peniculida, Parameciidae. The record is from the annotation of a GenBank genome assembly.
AUGUUUAAAAUUUUUGGUAGGAUUGAAAUUUAACAAAUUUAGACUGAAGCAUAUUAUGUUACUGGUAGAUCAAAAAAGUAAGCAUAAAUAAAAAGUUUGAAUAAUACAUUUUCAAAUGAAGUUAUAAUUGAAUUACUUUCUGAAAAAUUAGAAUCUUAUAAUUUAACUAUCUAUGUUAAUUCUUUUGUCUAAUAUUAAAAUUUGACUUAAAUUCCGGUAACAAAUUCCAUAAAUGCUUAAUUCUAUCCAAACCCAAUUGUUUGUGAACUUAAAUUGUACGAUAAUAGUGUAAUAAAAUGGUGCUCAGAUAUAACCUGUCAAUAAUAUUUGAGUGAAAUUCCUGAUCUCCAUAUAAAUGACAUAUUUGUAAUAGAAUAAAUUGUGACUUUUUAUAAAAGAGCUGUUAAUUUUUAUUUGACCAAACCAACAGUCUGGUAUCAUGGUGAUGGUUUAAAUAUGAAAGCAAAAAUUAUGAGUGUGAAUAAUGAAAACAAAGGAAAAGUUAUUAUCUAAAUAAUAGCUCAAAUUGCAUGGAGAAAAGUAAUGAUAAAUGUUACUUCUUUUUUAUCUUCAAAAUAAUAAGACGAAGAAUCAACUCUAGAUAUCUCUACUAGUAGCGAUUUGAUUGAAUGUAUCAAAUAUGAAGGAUAAGAAUCAUGUGCCAUAUGCACUUAAGAAUGUUAAGUUAAUGGAUUUGCUAAAGAUGGUUGCAAUUAUUGUUCAUUUUCUAUUUUAAAAGAAUUUGUUUUCUUGGUCAUUAUGUUAUUCUUUAUCAUUUGA